Molecule: messenger RNA, 1344 nt
Organism: Dermatophagoides pteronyssinus (European house dust mite)
Lineage: Eukaryota; Metazoa; Arthropoda; Arachnida; Sarcoptiformes; Pyroglyphidae
Product: serine beta-lactamase-like protein LACTB, mitochondrial
Biological process (GO): regulation of lipid metabolic process; proteolysis
Cellular component (GO): mitochondrion
Molecular function (GO): peptidase activity
Source: RefSeq, a predicted model, not a curated record
AUUUUGGAUUGGUUGUUGUUUUUCAUAAUUCCUUAUUAUCGUUUUAUUUUUUCACUUUGUAAAUGAAAUUAAAAAAAAAGUUUCAUAAAAGAUGCAUCAAUCAUCAUUGAUUUUAAUUCUAUUACUUUUAACCAUUGAUUUUGGCGAUUCGUAUUCAUUUGAUUGGAAUAAAUUACCUAAAGUUAAUCGUUUAUUUGAAAAAUUUACCAAUGAAACCAAAACACCAUGUUUAACUGUUGGUUUACGUGUUGGUCAUAUGGAUGGUUGGGUAGAAUGGACUGAUUCAUUUGGUUCGUAUGCCGAUAUUGAAAAUAAUAUUCCUUGUACAACACAAACAAUGUUAAAAGUUGCUUCAGUUAGUAAAGCAAUUGGUUCAGCAUUGAUUGGUCGAUUAGUUGAACAAGGAAAACUUUCAUGGGAUUUAGAUAUAUCCAAUUAUAUUUCAAAUGAUUUAUUUCCCAAGAAAAAAUUUGCUAAUAAAUCGGUUAAUAUCACAUUACGACAAUUGAUUACACAUCAAUCCGGUAUUCGACAUUCACGUGAACAGGAUUUUAUGCAUGAUUGGGAAUUUCGUAUUAAUAAUUCAACACAGCUAUUAACAUGGUUUUCAAAUGAUCGAUUAUUAUUUGAACCUGGACAUGGUUAUCAUUAUUCGAAUAAUGGUUGGUCAUUGAUUGGUGCUAUAGUUGAAUCGAUUGAAAAUCGACCAUAUCAUUUAGUAUUGGAAGAUUUUAUGCACAAUAUAAUUGGUAUGCCAACAGCUACAUCCGAAUCACGUGAUCAUCUAAUAAUGAAUCGUGGUAGACAAUAUCGUAUUCAUAAUGGAAAAGUAUUACCACCAGAAAUUGUCGAUAUACUACGUCCAUAUCCACAUUGGCCGGCUGGUGGUGUUACAGCACGAAUCGAAGAUCUACUCAUUUAUGGUCAACAAAUGUAUUCAUCAUCAUAUGAUAUUCAUUCGACAAAAAAAUCACUUUUAAAACCGGCAACCAUUAAAGAAAUGUGGACCUAUCAUAAUCCAAAUGUUUCGAUUACUAAAGAAAGUAUGAAAAUUUUCAACAAAACAAUCCAUAAUAUAAAAUAUCGUUAUGUAAUGGGAUGGGAACGACGAGAAUUUCCUUCAAAUGUUGAACAUGAUCAAUCAAUAUUGAAUAAUUUAAUUUAUCUAUCACAUACCGGUGGUAUAGGUUCAGCUAAUGCAAAAUUAGCCAUAUUUCCAUCAUUAAAUUUUACAUUUGCUAUCAUUGCUAAUCAUGGUUCAUUAAAUAAUCAAAUGGAUCGAUUAGUAAUUGAAUCAUUGAAUUAUUUGUUUGCCUAAUCAAUCUCAAUUGAAUUUAUCAAUAA